AAGAGAAGAGAAGAGAAAGAAAAAAGAAAAGAAAAAAGAAAAGAAAAAAGAAAAAGAAAAGAGAGAAAAGAGAGAAAAGAGAGAAAGAGAAAGAAGAAAGAGAAAGAGAGAGAAAGAAAGAAAGAAGAAAGAAAGACAGAGGAAGAAAGAAAGGAGAAAGAAAAAGAAAGAGAGAAA
Molecule: messenger RNA, 177 nt
Organism: Fulmarus glacialis (Northern fulmar)
Lineage: Eukaryota; Metazoa; Chordata; Aves; Procellariiformes; Procellariidae
Product: protein PXR1-like
Exons: 3
Source: RefSeq, a predicted model, not a curated record